Molecule: messenger RNA, 2611 nt
Organism: Salvelinus namaycush (lake trout)
Lineage: Eukaryota; Metazoa; Chordata; Actinopteri; Salmoniformes; Salmonidae
Product: zinc finger protein 708-like
Exons: 4
Coding region: 292-2319 (675 amino acids)
Biological process (GO): regulation of immune system process; regulation of cytokine production; negative regulation of transcription by RNA polymerase II
Source: RefSeq, a predicted model, not a curated record
UUCUGUUAUUGCCUGCUUCACAGCGGUAGCAAAAAAAAAUGCUAGCUAACACAUGUAGCUAGCUAUAUAUUUUAACGUUACGUGAAUGAGUGAGGGCGAAAUGUCAACUUACAAUAUGUUCCAGUCAGAAACAACAUCGAUUAUGGCUUUUGUCGUCGAGACUGUAAUGAAAGAAAUUAGCCAUCUUUCAAACGCGCAACACUCGGACGCUAACGACUGCAGUAAAUCUGAGAGAGAGGUGAGCGCUGACAAAUACUCUACUGAGCAGCGUGAUGACGGCUUUGCACCAUAAUGAAUCUGGUGAUGGGGGAGGCUAUUCGUAAAAUCUGCCAACUAUUCCUCGUGGCCUCCUCACGUCUACAAAAUGAAAAUGGGAAACUGAAGACCAAGAUGGAGCAGAUGGAGGAAGAUAUGAAGACAAUAACUGAGAAGGCUGAACAUUAUAGAAUGUCUCUAGCUAAAGUGCAGGCACAAGCAGAACCGAAAGGACCUACCCAUGUUCUGCACAAUGGAAUCAUCUUUGCAAUUAAACCACUUGAUCUCCCAGUGUUGCCUGGAAUGACAGCGGGUUCAGCAUUGCCAGGGAAUGUCAGUCAAGCAAACCCUGUGACUAACGCAACAUCAGUCCGUGCAGGUCCUGCAAUGGUUUGCAGUAAACCCACAGAGACGUCUUCAUUGGAGAAUGACUCCUCUCUGGGAGACACAGAUGGACUGAAUACAGACCUCUCCCCAAGAGACACUGAAUCCAACCUUGAGCAUAUGAGAGCUGCUCUGCCAGAGGGCAACGGGAGAGACAGCCAUGAAAGCCAGAAAAACAGCAAUACUAAAGGGACACGAUCCAAAGAAACCAAACGCUUCAAGUGUGAUGUUUGUGAGAAGACCUUCAGCAAGAAAGAGUUGUUGAGAGUUCACAAGUUAACGCACAUGAGACCCUUCAAGUGUGAUGUUUGUGACAAGGUCUUCAACCUGAACCGCUUGCUGGUACGUCACAAGCUACUUCACACAGGAGAGAGGCCAUUCGCUUGUGGUCAAUGUGGCAAAACAUUCAGAAUGUCCAAGCAGCUUGAACAUCACAUGUUGCGUCACAGAGAAAAAACAUUCAGUUGCAAAGUUUGCGAAAGUAUAUUCCCUACCAAGAAAGAUCUGACACAACAUCGGCUUGUUCAUGCAGUGGAGAGACCGUUCAAGUGCCUGACUUGUGGAAAAGGUUUCACAUCAAGGGCCGUGCUUAUGGGGCACGAGAGAAUCCACACCGGUGAAAAACCACACAGCUGCGCUGAAUGUGGGAAGAGUUACAGACUGUCUUAUGACCUAAGUAUUCAUAUGCGAAGACAUACAGGUGAACGUCCACACUUAUGCUCGGAGUGUGGUAAGAGCUUUAUAACUAAAUCCAGCCUUGAAAACCACAAGGUAAUCCAUACAGGGGAGAAGCCAUUUACAUGUGAGACCUGUGGAGCUGCUUUCGGCCAUAAAGCAAACCUUCAGAGACACCAAGUGCUUCACACAGGGGAGAGACCGUACAAAUGUAAAGUGUGUGGGAAAAGCUACCUUCAGUCCACCGACCUAAAAGCUCACAUGCACCGUCAUGGGGCAACCAAACCAUUUAUGUGUGACCUAUGUGGAAAGACUUUCAUUUACAAUUACCAAAUGAGACAGCACAAUAUAAAAUGGCACACAGCUGAAGGAGAGAACAUUCCUGGGGGAGUGGGAACCUCGACAAAGCCAUUCAGUUGUGAUGUAUGUUUGAAUGGCUUCAGCUCCAUGCUAACUCUGAAAAACCAUCAACAAGUUCACACAGGACAAAAUCAAUACUCUUGUUCUGUUUGCGGAAAGACCUUUGCCUAUAAAAAUACUUUGGACUAUCACAUGAAACUUCACAGUGGAGAGAAGCCCCAUGAAUGUAAAUACUGUGGAAGAAAAUUCAUUCUUAAGCAAGCUCUCAAAGGACAUGAGCGAACCCAUACAGGUGAAAAGCCCUUCAAAUGCAGUUAUUGUGACAAGACUUUCUCAGUCAACAGCAAUCUCAAAAGGCAUGAGCGAGUCCACACGGGAGUGAAGCCAUUCAAAUGUGACGUCUGCGGGAGAGGUUUCAGCCAAGCCAACAAUGUCAAAGCCCACAUGCAAGUCCACACUGGAGUUAGGCCUUAUUAUUGCAAGAGAUGUGGAAAGGGCUUUUCUGACAUAAGACACUACAAAAACCAUAGCUGUAAUGGUGUGGCAGCGACACGCAAUCAGUCUCGUAAACCUUCUGACCGUACUUUUAGAAGUAGGAAAGGAGGUAGAGACAGGAGUGCUUGCCUUAAUGCUGCUGUGAUGUAGACUCAGUGAUAUAAUCUCUAUCAUUCACAGUGGGGCAACUUCCUGCUUUCAGACAUCAGGAACAACAUGGAUGUAUUCAGCAGGGUGAAAAGUUCUCGGGUGAGUUUCCCGAAAGCCUCGUAGGAAAUGAAGCAUAUCUGCCGUAAUGCUUGGAGAUUUUGCUAUAAGUCUUAGUCAAUGUUCAUGAGCCCACAUUAUCAUGGAGACGUUGUAUAUUUCUGACUGUGCUCAAUCAUUUACCAUGUGUUUUUUCCUAUUGUGUAAAUCCUUAAACACCGAAUUCAUGUGAAAA